AUGCCACUAUCCGAUCACUCAGGUACGGAUUACGUCGCUGUUCAAGACGCGAGUCCUAGUAUUGACAUGUACGGCUCGACUUCAAACAUUCUGGUCCUACCCGAUGUCUCUAAGCAGGACACGCAUGCUGAUGUUGCAGCAUUGCGUGCUAGCUUCGCCACGGGCGCCACAAAAGACCUUAAGAUGCGCAAGUCGCUGCUACGAGCGCUUCAGCGGCUCUUGAAUGAAAAUGAGGCACUCAUUAAUGACGCCGUUUGGAAAGAUCUACAUAAGCAUCCAGCCGAGAUGUCUGCCAUGGAAACUGCGCUUCUUUUAGCUGAAAUCCAACUUUUUAUUGACUACAUUGACGAUUGGUCCAAGCCUAAGCUCAAGCCUACUAAUAUCGUAAACUUACCAGGCUUAUCGUAUGCUCGACCCGAACCGCUGGGAGUCGUCUGCAUCAUAGGCGCGUGGAACUACCCGGUGCAUUUGUUGCUGAUGCCACUGAUAGCCGCUUUAGGAGCCGGUAAUUGCGCCAUCGUACGGCUUCCGGGUGACGACACAACGCGCAAUGUAAACAACGUGCUGCUUCAGUUAUUUGAUAAAUAUAUAGACAAGCGCUACGUGCGUAUUGUUUACGGAGGUGUUGAGGAGACUAAAAAGAUGCUACAAGAACGAUACGACUUAAUUUUCGCCACCGGUGGCACUUUUAUGGGCAAGAUUGUGGCUCAAGCUGCGGCGCUGCACUUGACGCCUAUAGUCCUGGAGCUAGGAGGAAAGUCUCCAUGUAUAAUUGACAACACGGCGGAUUUGAAGCUGGCUGCAAAGCGUGUUGCUUGGGGGUCCUUUAUCAAUGCAGGACAAACAUGCGUUCGUCCUGACUAUUUACUAGUGGACGCCAAAGUGGGCGAUGAGUUUAUAAAAUUGUUAAAAGUAGAAUUAGAUGCGCAGUUUGGAGGUCCAAAUGUGAAGGAGUCAGACAGCUUUGGUCGUGUGGUCAAUCAGCGCAUGUACGAUCGUCUUGUGCGUAUCUUGGACAAAGAUCAGAAGCAUGUGAUAUAUGGAGGCGACACUGACGCCAAGCAGCUUUUUAUUUCUCCGACACUUUUCAACUUUCGCUCUGAUUUCGACUCAUUUGUGUCCAGUGCGUCGAUGGAGGCUGAAAACUUUGGCCCAUUACUGCCAAUUUACUACUAUGCUUCUGGUAAUUUGGACGAGCCCAUCAAAUUUGUUACGUCACGGGAGAAACCGCUUGCUCUGUAUUAUUUUAGCUCUAAAUCCAAGAACAAGGAGCGCGUAGUGAACGAGACGUCAUCUGGUAGUAUGAUGGUAAAUGACAUGCUCACACAGCUAUCAAAUCCAGACGUUCCAUUCGGAGGCGUUGGUUGUUCAGGCAUGGGGGCGUAUCACGGUCACUACGGCUUUCAGGCCUUUUCGCACUUAAAGACUGUGAUAUAUAAGAAUGGGCUGCUUGAUUUGCCUCAACGCUACCCACCUUACACUCCGUCAAAGCAAUAUGUUCUGAGUAUGGCUUUGUAUCCAUUUUCACGGCUGCAGAUGCGGCUUGUAAAGGCAAUUGCUUUCGCUGUGGUGCUUGCCGUAAUCGCAAUCAUCAUUAAAAAUGUUUCUUAA
Messenger RNA from Plasmopara halstedii, 1611 nucleotides. Its product is annotated as aldehyde dehydrogenase. Gene Ontology annotation, molecular function: aldehyde dehydrogenase (NAD+) activity. Gene Ontology annotation, cellular component: cytoplasm. NCBI's taxonomy places the organism in Eukaryota, Oomycota, Peronosporomycetes, Peronosporales, Peronosporaceae. The transcript has a single exon. The record is from RefSeq and is a predicted model, not a curated record. The coding region runs from base 1 to 1611 and encodes 536 amino acids. Gene Ontology annotation, biological process: aldehyde metabolic process.